Closterium sp. NIES-67 is the source of this 2737-nucleotide messenger RNA. The record is from the annotation of a GenBank genome assembly. Lineage: Eukaryota; Viridiplantae; Streptophyta; Zygnematophyceae; Desmidiales; Closteriaceae.
AUUGUGGCUUGGCUUGAGGUUGCGGUUCCCGAGAAGCAGCCAUUACAGUACGCUGCGUGUUUUGUCAGUAUUCCUAGGGAGCAUCGAGGCCAGUGAGGGGUUGCUGGAACUGGCGAAGGUAGUGUGGGUCGUGAGGAACAGCAGACGAAAGAGAGUCUAUUGAAGAGAGAGAGAGGGCUAUCCCGUCAGCGAGAGAACGAAAGAGAAAGAGUGGGAGUGAGAGGGAGUUUCCGCGCCAAAAGUGGAGACUGGACGGCGACGAACGUGACGUGAUACUCUCUCGGCUCGGCGAGUCGUUCUCUGAAGCUCAGUUGUCGUCGGACGAUUUCAUCACCUUUUUUUUUCUUCUUCCAGGGAGCUCAGCCACUCAAGCUCCGGCAUUCUCUUUAUAAUCGCUGUAGCGCUCCGCCGGCUUUCCUCUCUUUCCAGUAUCCCCUGCUCGGAAUUGCCGCCCGUCCCCGUCCGUACAGCACAGACUGAGACUGCCUUUAAUUUUCUGUCACUGUUCAGCAGCACCCGCCUUCCCCUCACAAGCCUCACCUCCGCCUCCGCCUCAUUUCCGCCUCCGCCGCACAUCCGCCUCACACCCUACGCUCCUCCUGUUCCGCUGCAUCCUUUCUCUACUCGUUUCCGCUUAUCUCACGUCCAUCAGUAUCCCCGAAUUCCGCAUCGUAUACUUACCUCCGACCCGACUCGCCUCGCUCUGCCGCCUCGCACCAUUCGCCGUUAGCCACCCAGCCAUACCCACUCCUCUCUCGUCUCUCCAAGUCCGCUCUCUAGUUCGUUCGAUUCCCUCGAUUCUACUCGUUCCCUCAACCGUCGCUCCCGCAUCACUGUCCUCGCCGUUACUCCCCGUCCGUCCCCUACCACCCGUCCUCAACGUCCGCCGCUUCCCCUUCCGCCGGUCCAGUCUCCGCUCCGGUCGAGUCGUUCUCGACUCUCCCUCUCUCUCUUUCUUACCUCCUCGGCGGUCCAGCCUCGCCUUCUUUCCUCCUCGGCUCCGCCCAUCCGCUUUCACUUGAGCAUAUCAAGCGAGGUUACCAUUACCAUGGACCUCCGAGCCCUUUCGAGCGUAGUACCCGUCUCACCAUCCGACCUACCCGUCUGCGCGAGCUUACGCAUGGCGCCGUGCAGCACGAGCAGCCAACUUAGUAACUCGCGCACUCAUCGGAGUAACCAGCUUCCGUUCGCUUCCCACCCACCCGCACUCCCUACCGCACGUUCCUCCGCACCUGCCGCGCCCUCCUUGCCCUCUCCUGUGGACCUCUUUCUCCGCUCCCCCGCUGGUGUCCCGCUCGGGGCGUCCCAUUUGCGCCGCUCCGGCGCUCUUCCGCCCACUUCCCCUGGCAGCUUGUGUAUACACCCCCUCCCCCCCAUCCCCCUCGCCCCGAGGGGGAGGGGAAGCGCGGGGGGGAGGGCGGGCGUUGUGAGAGUGCGCGCGGCGGGGAGUGAGACGGAGGAGACACAGGGUGGCGCGGGGGCGAUCCCUCCGCAACGGGCGCGCGUUUUGCAGCGGCCAUACCAGUCAUCCGGUCCCUCAGCCCGCGUCAGUGCCUUCUUUCGGUUUCUUUACGGAACAGCCACUUAUGCCGGGUUAGCAGCAGCAGCCGUAGCUGGAGCACGGUUGGCGGGUCUCGAUUGGUCGGGCGGGUUCCAGCCAUCGUUACAAGGAGUGCUAGACGGUUUCGCCUUCUCUGCUCCCCUCAUCGCCCUCGUUCUCGCACUAUUCCAGGAUCGAGUGGCGGAGCAGUGGGAAGUUGUGAGGGCAGUGAGGGACGCAGAUGACGCAGAGGCGGAGGACUAUUUCAAGGGCAUGAGCGCCUGGCAGUGCACCGUUGUCGCCGUCUCUGCUGCCCUGGCAGAGGAGCUUUUUUUCCGGGCAGCCCUGCAGGCGUUUAUAACUCACACGCUGCUGCUCUCGGGAUCUCCGUCGAUCGAUGCUCCGGCCGUUGGCAUGGCGGCUCUGACGGGCUUCCUCCCCGUCAUGGCGCCCUGCACGCAGCUGUGUGCCGCCACGCUCACAGCAGCCGUGGCCGGCUCGGUGUACUACGCUACAGCGCUGCCCAGAGAUGCUGUCAUUGUGGUCACCCAGUCAUACAGCCUCAUGGAGCUGAGGUCUGCAAUCAGAGCCUGGCAUGAGCGGCAGCAGCACCAGAAGAUCUACCCGCCCAUGUUUGCCUCCAUCCUGAGCCUCUACUAUGGAAUCGAAUGGGUCAUGACGGGCAAUCUCCUUGCACCCAUGCUGACACACGCUCUUCUUAACCUUAUCGUCUUGCACAUGAGCCUGGUGCGCAUGGACGACAGGCAGCCUGGUCACCCUUACCAGCCUUACCAGCCUAACCAGCCUGGCCAGCCCUCUAAGCCUGUUAGGGAUUCCCGGCCGGUUAAGCCUGUUAAGCCUGCAAACAAGGCGCUCUAAUUGUUGAUACUAGCAAGCGAGCGAGCCAGCAAGGGAGGGAGGGUGGAAGACCUUGUGGUCGAAAUUAGCGGACACACAAGAGUGCAGCUGAGGGGCUGGAUGUUGAAUGACUUCAAUGCAUUGGUGUGAAAUCCUGCUUGUGCAUCCUCAUGCCGUGCUACCUUGGAUGAGCUGCAGUUUUCCAACUUGAGUUUUGUUUGUACGUCGCUGUCAUGGCGGCAUCCUAUUUGUCCUCUUUUUAGAUUACCGGCACCUGAGCGAAUUCAAAUAAAGAAACAUUUGCCGAAAAUGAGAGGAUGUUGCAUUGCAAGAGAGCAU